CUCACCAGGUUACUCCGAACGCUGCAGGGGCAACUCCUCCUCGAUGCGCGCUUUUGGGAUCCAUGGAUGGGAUCGCUGCUCUCCCACCGGCUAUAAAGGCGGCCUGAUUCCCUCCUCUCAUUGCUGCUAUUCAUCAUCAAUCACUCUCCAUCUUCAUCCACUGCAAUCUUUUCCAUCUCUUCCAUUUCUCAAUCCAACCAACCAACCACCCCAACUUAGCCACCAUGCACUUCUCUCGCUUCUUCGUUGCCUCCGCGGCUGCUGCCACCGCUGCUGCCAUGCCCGCCGCCGAGUCCAAGCAGGCCAACACCUUCGGUGUCAUCGCCAUCCACUCUGGCACCGGCGUCCAGAACGCCGGCUUCAACGCCGCCAAGGGCAGCCUGUUCGCCGGUCUCCCCAACCAGGGCGCCAGCUGCGCUCGCCCCGAUGAGCAGUCCGCCACCUUCUACAUCCAGGACGGUGCUCUCUACCUCUACGACGCCUCCGCUACUCCUCAGGAGAUCUACGUCGACCGCUCCGGCAUGGGCCAGGGCAAGAUCGGCUACACCACCGGUGCUCAGCCCACUCCCAAGAACGGUGAGCGCAAGGGCUGGGCCAUCAAGGACAACCACCUCACCUUCGACGGCAGCAGCCCCAUUGCCUGCCCCAACAGCAUCGACGGUGCCUGGAGCAUCUGGGCCUCCGCCGGUGUCAACAACCCCGCUGGCAACGAGAACUGUGUCGGCAUCGCCGCUCGCGUCAUCCCCACCUCCAACCCCAACGGCUGCCACUACACCGAGCAGUAAAUACCUCGCUCCGCGCCAUCCCCGCCGGUGGUCUUGAUCAGUGAUCGCUUGGAUCCUCGCGGGGUUGUUUCAACGGCAUGGAUUGCCGGUCAUUCCUUUGAGGUGAUUCCCGACCUCGGGAUGUGAAUAGGGCUUUGUUGCUGGGAUCCCAACGCUUUCCCCCACGGGAAGAACGCAGGGUGUCCACAGUCAUACUAUUAUAAAUGUAAAUAAAUAAACCACUUAAUUCAGCGACUGAACAAAUUUAUUUUAUUUAUUUG
This is a messenger RNA of Aspergillus steynii IBT 23096, 1045 nucleotides long. It is a transcript of the gene aspf34, whose product is annotated as cell wall protein PhiA. Lineage: Eukaryota; Fungi; Ascomycota; Eurotiomycetes; Eurotiales; Aspergillaceae. The transcript is spliced from 2 exons. The record is from RefSeq and is a predicted model, not a curated record. The coding region runs from base 225 to 785 and encodes 186 amino acids.